UCACAAUAUCAACACAAUCUCUCCUAAAAAUCCCUCUCUCUCUCUCUCUGUCUCUUCUCUGAUUCUCUGGUUCCGAUAUAGCACUAAUAUGAUUCCAGUGGUGUUGAGCCAGGUGGCCACCGGCCUGAGCGUGCUCGCCGGAGCUGUUCUGGUUAAAUCGGUGGUGGACCAGAAGCCCAUGGCCGGCCCGUUUCCUCGCUGUCCUUCUUGCAACGGAACCGGUCGAGUUACUUGCCUGUGCUCCCGAUGGUCCGACGGCGAUUUCGGCUGCAGAGCUUGUGCCGGUUCAGGCCGAAUGGCUUGCAGCAGUUGUGGCGGAACCGGAACCGGCCGACCCUUGCCUGCUAGAAUCACAGUGCCGUCGCCGGACCGCCCCUCCUAGUUCACCGGUCGGUUCGGUUUUGAUGUCGGUACUAUUUUUCAUGUAUAAAUUGUCUCGUGUAUAUAUAUAUAUAUAUAUAUAUAGCUUUGUUUUUGUCCAUUUUUAUUCUUACUGAAAUCUAUGUAAUAUGUUAAGUGCAUGACACUUGUGACCCAGAAGAGAGAAGACUGUUAUUAUCAUGUUGUGACUGAGGUUCUUACCAAAUCAUGCAACUUCUUUGU
Messenger RNA from Neltuma alba, 603 nucleotides. RefSeq lists its product as uncharacterized. Bases 89 to 382 code for a protein of 97 amino acids. The record is from RefSeq and is a predicted model, not a curated record. Lineage: Eukaryota; Viridiplantae; Streptophyta; Magnoliopsida; Fabales; Fabaceae. The transcript has a single exon.